AUGACGGAUCCGAAUCGAGGACAGUCCUCGCCCUCCUCACCCGAACCAGCGCAUAGAACAAGCCGAUUGCGCCAUCGCAGCCGUCAUCACCAGCAAUCGCAGCCUCAGAGACCCUCCCGCACGGACUCGGAGUCAAGUCAGGGUUAUCCCGUUCGAGAAUCUUCCGCAAGUCAUCACAGAAAUACUCAGCGCCGGCAUCGCCAUCGCCAUCACCAUGGCGUCUCGGGCGACAACCAACCCUACAAGCACAGUCAUCAUCGGUCCAAGGCACAUUACUCCACCUCGCGAAGCCCACUUCGCGGCCGACGUCGACAUUCCUCGCGACACAGAAAACACGAACCAUCCAGCGGCACUCACGACAACCGUAAACGCAACUGGCGCAAGAGGCCAUAUUCCCAUGAUCGCGGUCUCCUCGAUGUUCUGACCGAGCUCGUCGGCCACGGCGAGCAUGGCCCAGAUGUCGCUGCCCUGGCACAACUGGCGGACACCUUUGGCGAGCUCAUCGUGCAAGGUCUUGUCCACAAGCUCGUAGUGGAACUCGAAAACGGUCUGCUAGAGAAGAUGCUCGUGGACUAUCUUAAAGAUCUUGUCAGGAGCUCAGUGAGAAGAGGCCUAGGCAAAGGAGCCCGCAAGACGGCCGGACGGAGCAAACGCGACAGAGAUGGUGAUGAUGAACAGGAUUGGAAGAAAGCUUUGCUGAAAAAGGCUUUUAGGACAGUGGCCAAGAGUUUGACAGAGACGGAGCGGUAG
Molecule: messenger RNA, 750 nt
Organism: Pestalotiopsis fici W106-1
Lineage: Eukaryota; Fungi; Ascomycota; Sordariomycetes; Amphisphaeriales; Sporocadaceae
Exons: 1
Coding region: 1-750 (249 amino acids)
Source: RefSeq, a predicted model, not a curated record